AAUGUUGAGCACUUACUAAAGUAUUUGGUUAAAAAUUUCCUAAAAAAAAUUGUUUGGCAAGGAAAAUAUGUCGCAUAAACUGUCAUAAAACUGUCAAAACGACGAAGACCAAAGUCCAAAACCAAGUAGAAGUAGCAUAAUAAUAACACCAACAGAAAAACACGGAAGGUUCGGAUAGAUAACACUCUUUAGUGAAAGUCGUAAUUCGGCGAGGAAAUUUGACCUUCUCGGCAUGGCGACGAAUUUCCGAAACACAACCCUUAACGAGGAAAGGAUAUUUGGCAAUUCCAGUGGCUUAAACACGUCAUCUGGACUGAUUUCUACGAGUCACCCGCCUCCUUUACCACCCAGACCACAAUUCUCUGGAGGUGGAGGAGAUAUGAUGUUUGGUAAUCGUUAUGGAUUUGCUGGUCAAUCUGGAUACCACGGGUAUAAUCCGUAUGGCGGAUAUUCUUCGAUGGAUUACUACGGACCGAGGAGCUAUGGGGGAGGCUUCAUGGGCCAAGGAUACGGAGGAUAUGGUAACGGAGGAUACGGCAACGGAGGAUACGGUGGAUUCAAUAACCCUGAGCAUAGGUUUAUUCAACUAGCGGAAGAGAGUUCGCGGCCCGCUUUUCAGACUCUGGAAUCACUCGUUGGUGCGGUUAGCAAUGUAGCCAUGAUGCUGGACUCCACCUUCUUUGCCGUCACAAGUUCAUUCCGUGCAGUUUUAAGUGUGGCUGCAAAUUUAGCACAUUUGAAGGGAACAUUCGCUCAAUUCUGGUCGUCUCUGGCGGUAGUACGUGCGGCUGUAUGGUUGUAUAAAAAGCUUCUGUACAAACUUAGGAUAACGAAAACAGACCCCACAAUAGAAGCAUUUAAGGAAGCUUUCAAUGUGUCUACCAACAACGAAGCUGCAAGUCACAGCACGAGAAAACAUUCUUCCUCCCUGUUGGCUGCACUAUUCAUGGGUUUCAUGCUAUCCGUACCGUAUAUGUUGAUUAAACUGUUCGCGCCAAAAGUGGCUGAAGACAAUGCAUUGAACGAUCCUGCCCUGUGGAGCUAUCCUGUUGAGGUACAGGUACUACACAAGUUCGAUGCCUCGAAUGCUCAAGAGAUGUCGAUACGAGCGGGACAAAUAGUGUUAUUAGCUCCGAAGCAGAUCCAAACCGACCGACACCUGCUGAACUCCGGAUGGGUACUGGCGGCAUCAGCAGAUCGAAAGACGUGUGGAAUUGUUCCUCUAAACUAUGUGCAAGCGUUAAAACAACCGGCAGAAAGUCAAUAGAUGCUAAAGCUUUGGGGUGUCCGGUAUCAAAAAGUGGGUUCAAUAAACUAACUAUUCACCAUCGUA
This is a messenger RNA of Anopheles funestus (African malaria mosquito), 1333 nucleotides long. RefSeq names its product probable peroxisomal membrane protein PEX13 (gene Pex13). Gene Ontology annotation, cellular component: peroxisome; peroxisomal importomer complex; peroxisomal membrane. The transcript has 4 exons. Gene Ontology annotation, molecular function: protein binding. The coding region runs from base 233 to 1267 and encodes 344 amino acids. Gene Ontology annotation, biological process: protein import into peroxisome matrix, docking. Lineage: Eukaryota; Metazoa; Arthropoda; Insecta; Diptera; Culicidae. The record is from RefSeq and is a predicted model, not a curated record.